AUGGCAGAGGAAAACAAAGUGAUUCUGCAUGGAUUCUGGCCUAGUCCUUUUGUCAAGAGGGUGGAACUAGCCCUUAAAAUUAAAGGUAUACCCUACGACUAUGUGGAAGAAGAUCUGCCGAACAAAAGCUCACUUCUGCUCGAAUACAAUCCAGUUUACAAGAAAGUUCCUGUCCUUGUUCAUAAUGGAAAACCCAUUGCAGAGUCGAUUGUCAUCCUCGAAUACAUUGAUGAAACCUGGAAAAAUGGUCCUUCACUUCUGCCUGAAGAUCCCUAUAAAAGAGCCGAAGUUCGCUUCUGGGCUAGCUUUCUCCAGCAGCAGUUGCUUCAGAGGGCGAUCUUAGUGGUAAAAUCCGAUGGAGAAGCACAGGAAAAAGCCAUCGAGGAACUGUUUGAGAAACUAAAGCUGUUGGAAGAGAGAAUUAUGAACAUCUUUCCAGAGGGCACUGCAUCCAUUAACCAAGAGAAUAUGGGACUUCUGGAUAUUGUACUUAUAUCCUGUUUUGGCUACUAUAAGGUUCUGGAAGAAGUCCUGGGGUUCAAGGUUAUGGACCCAGAGAAGACUCCACUGGUGUUUUCAUGGCUGACAACCCUACUUGAGAUACCUGUGGUGAAAGAGGCGAUACCCUCUCAUGAAAAGGAAGUGCUAUUUAUAAAAUAUGUCAGACAGAAUGCCCUUAACCCCACUGCCGUUUGA
Molecule: messenger RNA, 696 nt
Organism: Carya illinoinensis
Lineage: Eukaryota; Viridiplantae; Streptophyta; Magnoliopsida; Fagales; Juglandaceae
Product: glutathione S-transferase U9-like
Exons: 2
Coding region: 1-696 (231 amino acids)
Biological process (GO): glutathione metabolic process
Cellular component (GO): cytoplasm
Molecular function (GO): glutathione transferase activity
Source: RefSeq, a predicted model, not a curated record